Fulvia fulva is the source of this 7161-nucleotide messenger RNA. RefSeq names its product Norsolorinic acid synthase. Gene Ontology annotation, molecular function: phosphopantetheine binding; fatty acid synthase activity. NCBI's taxonomy places the organism in Eukaryota, Fungi, Ascomycota, Dothideomycetes, Mycosphaerellales, Mycosphaerellaceae. The record is from RefSeq and is a predicted model, not a curated record. Gene Ontology annotation, biological process: fatty acid biosynthetic process; secondary metabolite biosynthetic process. The transcript is spliced from 3 exons. The coding region runs from base 1 to 7161 and encodes 2386 amino acids.
AUGGCACACUCCAACGCGACCAGAGUGCUGGUCUUCGGUGACCAGACCUAUGACUUUGUGCCCAAGUUGCGAGAACUGUUCCAGGUCAAGGAUAACCCGAUCCUGACUGCCUUCCUGGAACAGUCCCACUAUGUGGUCCGAGCACAGAUGAUCCAGAGUCUGCCUCCUGCCGAGCACAAGGCAGCUAGGACUUUCGAUCUGGCAGACAUGCUGAAGAAGUAUGUCGCCGGCAAGCUGAGUCCAGCCUUCCAGACGGCUCUCAGCUGUAUCACACAACUCGGUGUCUUCAUGCGAGAGUUCCAUGACUUCACCAAGCCUUAUCCACGACACGAUAGCAGCUACGUGCUGGGUAUCUGCACCGGCUCGCUGGCCGCUGCCGCAGUCAGCUCUAGCAGCUCCCUCUCGGAGCUCCUACCCAUUGCUGUCCAGACAGCUUUGAUCGCCUUCCGCCUCGGUCUCUGUGUCACGGACAUGCGAGAUCGUCUCGAAAGUGCUACAGAAGACCGCACUCAGCCAUGGUCAGUGGUAUUGUUCGACACAAACGAGCAGACUGCCGUACAGGCCAUCAAAGACUUCUGCGCCUCCAACGUUCUCCCAAAGACGAAGCAACCCUGGAUCACAUCGGCCUCCUCGAAGACUACCACCGUCAGCGGAGCACCGCGCAUACUGAAGAAGCUGGUACAAGAGCCUGCACUCAAGGACAAGAAGACACGAAACAUCCCCAUCUACGUGCCAGCGCACAACCCCGCUCUCUUCACACCGGAGGAUGUCAAGUCCAUUCUCGAGACAACACCUGUCGACACCUGGAGCAACUACCCAGCCAAGCUGCCAUUCAUCUCGAGCGUAUCCGGCAAGCUCGCAUGGGCGGAUAACUACCUCGCAGUCAUCCAGCUCGCCCUCAACCAAUGCUUACUUGAGAGCAUCGGCUGGGGCCAUGUCGAGACGGAGCUCCCAAGACUUCUCAAGUUCCGCGGCGCACAGAACGUGCUCAUCACUCCAAUCACCACCUCCACCGACCGUGCCCUGUCCGCCGCCCUCGGUUCCACAAUCGCCAACAUUGAGGUCGAGAAGGCGUCCACCGGCGAAGCUUACGCCCACAGACCCGGCUCGGGCAAGAGCAAGCUCGCCAUCGUCUCGAUGUCUGGACGCUUCCCCGAAGCGCAGAGCACAGAUUCCUUCUGGGACUUGCUCUACAAGGGUCUCGACGUCGUGAAAGAAGUCCCCAAGCGCCGCUGGGACGUCACCACCCACGUCGACCCAACAGGCCGUGCCCGUAACAAGGGCGCCACCAAAUGGGGCUGCUGGCUCGACUUUGCUGGAGAAUUCGAUCCCCGCUUCUUCAGCAUUUCCCCCAAAGAGGCACCGCAGAUGGAUCCUGCGCAACGUAUGGCGCUGAUGUCGACGUAUGAGGCGAUGGAGCGGGGUGGGAUCGUGCCGGAUACGACGCCGUCCACGCAGAGGAAUCGGAUUGGGGUGUUCCAUGGUGUGACGUCUAAUGAUUGGAUGGAGACCAACACGGCGCAGAAUAUUGAUACGUACUUCAUUACCGGCGGGAAUCGUGGUUUUAUCCCUGGCCGGAUUAACUUCUGCUUUGAGUUUUCGGGACCUAGCUACACGAACGAUACGGCUUGCUCGAGUUCGCUCGCUGCUAUCCAUUUGGCUUGCAACUCCCUCUGGCAUGGCGACUGCGAUACUGCUGUUGCCGGUGGGACGAAUAUGAUCUUCACACCUGAUGGUCAUGCUGGGCUUGAUAAGGGGUUCUUCCUGUCCCGUACCGGCAACUGUAAGCCUUUCGACGACAAGGCUGAUGGCUACUGCCGUGCUGAGGGUGUCGGUACCGUCAUGAUCAAGAGACUCGAAGACGCUCUCGCAGAUGGCGACCCGAUUAUUGGAACUAUCCUCGAUGCGAAGACGAACCACUCCGCUAUGAGCGAUUCCAUGACUCGUCCUUUCGUCCCGGCUCAGAUUGAUAACAUGGAAGCUUGUCUGAGCACCGCUGGCGUUGAUGCUACUUCCCUCGACUACAUCGAGAUGCACGGGACUGGUACGCAAGUCGGUGACGCAGUCGAGAUGGAGUCUGUCCUCUCCGUUUUCGCGCCAAAUGAGCAGUUGCGCACCAAGGAGCAGCCUCUAUACGUCGGCUCCGCGAAGGCCAAUAUUGGCCACGGCGAAGGUGUCUCUGGUGUGACGAGUCUGAUCAAGGUUCUGCUCAUGUUCCAAAACAACACCAUCCCACCUCAUUGCGGUAUCAAACCUGGUAGUAGGAUCAACCACAACUACCCAGACCUCGCCGCGCGGAAUGUCCACAUCGCCUUCGAGCCUAAGCCGUUCCUGCGACGCGAGGGCAGGGCGAGGAGGGUGUUGAUCAACAACUUCAGCGCCGCAGGCGGUAACACUGCUCUCCUCAUCGAAGAUUCGCCAGACAGGAUGCCAGUGCAGACCCAAGACCCGCGCACAGCCCACACCGUCACAGUCUCCGGCCACGUCGGCAAGAGUUUGAGCAAUAACCUCUCCCUCCUUCUCACCCAUCUGAAGAAGAACCCAACAGCCUCGCUGCCACACCUCUCCUACACCACCACAGCCCGCCGCUGGCACCACCUCCACCGCGUCGCUGUCUCGGGCACUUCCAUCGCGGACAUCACUGCGAAGCUGGAGAAAGCCGUCGAGAACAAGGACGGUGUCAAUAGGCCGAAGGCUAAGCCUUCCGUCUUCUUCGCCUUCACAGGUCAAGGUAGCCAGUAUCUCGGCAUGGGAAGGCAACUCUACGACUCGUACCCUAAAUUCCGCGCUGAGCUCCAACGCUACGACCGUCUAGCGCAAUCGCACGGAUUCCCGAGCUUCGCGCACAUUUUCACGACCGCUUCGGGAGAUGUUGAGCAGAAUUUACCUAUCGUGGUUCAGCUUGCGAUUACGGCGCUUCAAAUGGCGCUCUUCAAUCUCCUCACGUCCUUUGGUCUCAAGGCCUCGGCUGUGGUUGGACACUCACUAGGUGAAUACGCUGCCCUCUACGCCGCUGGUGUUUUGUCCGCUAGCGAUACGAUUUAUCUGGUCGGUAAGCGAGCGGAGCUGCUUCAAGAGCGAUGCCAGAGGGGCACGCACUCCAUGCUCGCCUGCAAGGCUAGCGAGUGGUCUCUCGCGGAAGUUACGGCCGGGACGGACGUUGAGGUCGCGUGUGUUAACGGACCCGAAGAUACCGUGCUGAGCGGGACUGUGGAGGAGGUUGCGGGCGUGCAGCAAGUUCUAAGCCAGAAGGGCGUGAAGGCGACGAUGUUGAAGUUGCCGUUCGCGUUCCAUUCCGCGCAGGUGCAGCCGAUCUUGGAGGAUUUCGAGCACCUGGCUUCUGGCGCGACGUUUGAGAAGCCGAAGCUUGCGGUGCUGAGUCCGCUAUUGGGAAGCGUGGUUGAGAAGGAGGGAGUGGUUGGACCUGCGUACCUUGCGCGCCAUUGUCGGGAAGCGGUGAGGAUGGUUAAGGCCCUCGAGACGGCGAAGGAGAAGGGCACGAUCAGUGAGAAGACUAUCGUCAUUGAAAUUGGACCGAAGCCGUUGCUUUGUGGAAUGAUUAAGAACAUCCUUGGCCAGAGCGUUACGGCGUUGCCCACGCUGAAGGAUAAGGGUCCGGAUGUCUGGACGAACUUGUCGACCAUUUUCACGACGCUUUAUACUGGAGGUCUCGAUGUUAACUGGACUGCGGUCCAUGCUCCGUUCGAGGCUGCGAAGACGGUCAUUCAGCUCCCUGACUAUGGCUGGGAUUUGAAGGACUAUUUCAUCCAGUAUGAAGGUGACUGGGUCCUGCAUCGACACAAGAUACACUGCAAUUGCGCGGAUGAGGGUAAGGAUGUUCAUGAUACCUCGCACUACUGCCCAGGCAAGCAUACCUUCGUCGAGAAUGUUGUCGUUCCAGGCGGAGCUCAAGCCCAGAAGGCUAUUGCGGCAGCACCGAGCGAUAAGCCUGCGAAGAAGAUGUCGAAACUUGAUCCUACGAAGGAAGCGUACCCUGGCAUUCCAAUCACCACGACUGUGCAUAAAGUCAUUGAGGAGAAGACGGAGCCCCUGGGAGCCCACUUCACAGUUGAAACUGAUAUCUCCCGCCCCGAUGUCAACAGCAUAGCUCAAGGCCACACUGUUGACGACAUCCCUCUUUGCACCCCAUCGUUCUACGCGGACAUUGCGCUCCAGGUAGGCAAAUAUGCCAUGGACCGUAUCCGCGCCGGACAUCCUGGUGCUGGCGCUAUUGAUGGUAGGGUCGAUGUGACGGAUCUUGUCGUUGACAAGGCGCUCAUUCCGCACGGGAAGGCGCCUCAACUUCUGCGAACGACCGUGACGAUGAGCUGGCCUCCAAAAAUGGCGGCUACGACACGGUCCGCCAAGGUGACGUUCAAGACGUACACCGCAGACGGCAAGUUAGAUACGGAUCACGCAUACUGCACCGUCCGCUUCACCACCGACGCACAGCAAAAAUCACUCCAGAAGAAAGUCCCAGAGUACAAAGCCGCCAUCGAAUCGCUACGCGCCCGUAUGAAGAAGGGCGAACUAGUCCACUACAACACCAAAUCCGGCUACAAACUCAUGUCCUCCAUGGCCCACUUCCACCCCGACUACAAGCUCCUCAACAAUCUCAUCCUAAACGAAGCCGAAAACGAAGCCGUCAGCGUUAUGAACUUCUCCACCUGCACCGACGCAGGAACCUACGCCGCCCACCCAGCCUACGUCGACGCCAUCACACAGGUCGGCGGUUUCGCGAUGAAUGCCAAGGAUGACACCGAUAUUGAUAAGGAGGUGUAUGUCAACCAUGGAUGGGAGUCUUUCCAGGUUUAUAAGCCGUUGGUCAAGGAGAAGCAGUAUGUGGUGUACUCGAAGAUGGCGAAGGAUCCGAAGGGAGAUCUUGUUCAUGGGGACACGAUUGUGCUGGAUGGUGAUGAGGUAGUUGCGUUCUUCCGGGGUUUGUCGCUGCGGAGUGUCCCACGCAAGGCGUUGAGGGCUGUGUUGCAGAGUGCGAUGGAUAAGGGUAUUCGGCAACGUGGUGGAAAGCCCGGUGCUGCCAAGGGUGCAGCUGCUAUGCCGGUGGCGAAGGCGAAGCCUGCUCCGGUCGUGGCACCGAAGGCUUCGCCAGUCGCUGCUGUACCAUCGACACCGAAGCCGGCACCACCGCCUGCCCCGAAGCCUGCGGCGUUGAAGGUUGUGGUCAAGGCAGAUAAUGGCAAGGUUGACGAGGCGCUGAAGAUCAUCUCCGAGGAGAGUGGCAUUGCCCUGGACGAGUUGACGGAUGAUAGUAACUUCACGGACAUGGGCGUCGACAGCUUAAGCUCCAUGGUCAUUACAUCCCGUCUUCGCGAGGACUUGGAGCUGUAUCUCGCUCCUGACUUUGCUCUCUUCGCCGACUGCCCUAUUGUCGCUAGUUUGAGGGAGUUUCUGGGUGGAUCUGCUGGUGCAUCCAGUGCUGCUGAGGAGUUUGGAGAGCCCACGCCUGUCGCCGAAACAGCUCCUGAACCAGUACCUGCACCUGCACCUGCACCUAUGCAGGCCGCGCCAAAGACCGUUGCUCCUCCAAAGCCUGUCAUCACCACUCCGGCGGCUCCAGUCAGCAGCAAGGUCUUCGAUGAUGCUCUUCAGAUCGUCUCUGAGGAGAGCGGCAUUGCUCUCGAUGAGCUUACUGAUGAUAGCAACUUCACUGAUAUGGGGGUGGACAGCCUGAGCUCUAUGGUCAUCACUAGUCGGUUGAGAGAAGAUCUUGAGCUUGAGCUUGAGCCUGAGUGGGCACUGUUUGCGGAUUGUCCUACUGUUGCCAGUCUGAGGGACUUUCUUCGAGGUUCAGCUGCUGCUGUUCCUGCUAACCAGGAUACGCCAGUCGACACGACGGCCACUGAGAUCGAGGCUCCUGUUCCGACUGAGGCCCCAGCCUACAUCCCCGACGCUUCUCAGGGUGAAGUCGACGAAGCUGUUAGGGAAGUUCUUGGAGACGAUCCUCCUUACCGCCCAGCAACUCAACAACCGUCCACCGCUUCACUAGCAGCGAACACAGAAGCCCUUGAUGCCGCCCUUCGCAUCAUCGCCGAGGAGUCUGGAGUCGCAGCUGAAGACUUCGCCGACGACACCAUCUUCUCAGAUAGCGGCAUCGAUUCGCUAUGUUCCAUGGUCAUCUCCUCGCGCUUCCGCGAAGAACUUGAGCUUGACCUCGACUCGCAAUUCUCCCUCUUCGUCGACCUCCCAACCGUUGCUCAACUCCGCGAAUACGUCACAGGACCAUCCAGCAGUGCUGACUCUGACAACUCAUCUGUAACUUCAGCACCCGCUGACAUCGCUACGCCACCACACUCAGACAGCGGCCACUCUUCCGACACCGAACCAGACGACGAACCCACCCCAACCCUCAAAAGCGAUCUAACCCUGACCGACACCUGCCGCGCCACCAACUCGGUCAUCCUCCAAGGCAUGCCGCGCAUCGCCUCCAAGAUCCUCUUCCUCCUCCCCGACGGCGGCGGCAGCGCAUCCUCCUACUCCAUCAUCCCCAAGCUCCGCUCCGACGUAGCAGUCGUCGGCAUCAACUGCCCCUACGCCCGGGACCCCGAGAACAUGACCUGUACGCACCAAGCCAUGAUGCGAAGCUUCGUCAACGAGAUCAAGCGUCGCCAACCAAAGGGACCCUACCACCUCGGCGGCUGGAGCAGCGGAGGCGCGUUUGCGUACGUCACUGCUGAGACACUGAUCAACCAAGGCGAGGAAGUCGCAUCCCUCUUCAUCUUCGACGCCCCGGUGCCGCAAGUAAUGGAGAAACUCCCACGAGAAUUCUACGAAGCCGUGAACUUCACCGAAUCCACCGUCGUCGGCACCGUGGAACCGCCUCCAUACCUCAUCCCUCACUUCAUGGCCGUUGUAGACGUCAUGCUCGACUACAAAUGCCACCCGCUCAAGACCAAGAAGAUGCCGAAGGUGGGGCUGAUUUGGGCUGAUAGUACUGUGAUGAAGGAGGAGGAGGCGCCGAAGAUGAAGGGGAUGCAUUUCAUGAUUCAGAAACGGACUGAUUUUGGGCCUGAUGGAUGGGAUAAAGUGUGCCCGGGGGCGAAGUUUGAUCUUGUCAAGGCGGAGGAUACGAAUCAUUUUACGCUUAUGACGAAGGCGAGGGUUUAUUUGGUUAGUGAGUUGAUUGAGAGGGUUAUGGGGUAG